AUGGCUCCAAACCCGAAAAUGCACACCAACUUCGAAUCCUCGGAGCAGACGGGUGUCCUUUUUGAGGAGGAUGUGGAAACUGUCGACGGAGACUUGAUUACUGAUAGAUUUCAACACAAACGGGCUGAGGAUCGGAAGUUAGCCUGGGUCUGGCGCAAUAUAACCCUUUUCGCAUUCGUUCAUCUGGCUGCCUUAUAUGGCCUAUACCUCAUUAUUACAAAGGCAAAAUUAGCCACUACACUAUUCGCUGCCUUCUUGUACAUUAUUGGCAUGCUGGGCGUUACGGCCGGAGCUCAUCGUCUCUGGGCCCACCGCACCUACAAGGCCAAGUGGCCCAUGCGCCUGAUUUUGAUCAUCUUCAACACGAUAGCCUUUCAGGAUGCCGCCUUCCACUGGGCCCGUGACCAUCGAGUGCAUCACAAAUUCUCGGAGACCGAUGCCGAUCCGCACAACGCCACCAGGGGCUUCUUUUUCUCCCACGUGGGCUGGCUGCUCUGUAAGAAGCAUCCGGAUGUAAAGGAGAAGGGUAAAAGUCUGGACCUGUCUGACCUUCGAGCCGAUCCAAUUUUGAUGUUCCAACGAAAGCACUACUUUAUGCUGAUGCCACUUGCCUGCUUCGUUAUGCCCACUGUAAUACCCAUGGUGUGCUGGGAAGAGUCGCUGGCUUGCUCCUGGUUCGUGGCCACCAUGUUCCGCUGGUGCUUUCAGCUCAAUAUGACCUGGUUGGUCAACAGUGCGGCCCACAAAUUUGGAGGACGCCCAUACGACAAGAGUAUGAAUCCCGUUCAAAAUGCCUAUGUUUCCGCCUUUACCUUUGGCGAGGGCUGGCACAACUACCAUCAUGCGUUUCCUUGGGACUACAAGACAUCAGAGUGGGGUCGCUACUCCCCAAAUGUAACCACAGCUUUUAUAGACAUGUUUGCCGCAAUUGGUUGGGCUUACGAUCUUAAAUCGGUGGCUCCCGACACAAUCAAGAGACGGGUACUGCGAACAGGAGACGGCUCCCACGAACUGUGGGGCUGGGGCGACAAGGACCUGAAAACAGAAGACGUGCUCUUUUACAAUAAAAAUAAUAACCCAUAAAACCUAA
This is a messenger RNA of Drosophila takahashii, 1090 nucleotides long. RefSeq names its product Desaturase 2 (gene Desat2). Gene Ontology annotation, molecular function: iron ion binding; stearoyl-CoA 9-desaturase activity. The record is from RefSeq and is a predicted model, not a curated record. Lineage: Eukaryota; Metazoa; Arthropoda; Insecta; Diptera; Drosophilidae. Gene Ontology annotation, biological process: unsaturated fatty acid biosynthetic process. Gene Ontology annotation, cellular component: endoplasmic reticulum membrane.